UGUGUUUUGAUGGGCUAGUCUCUUUGAGAAAACGCUCUCGGUUAGGCUUGGGGGUUGAGAAAUCAGACCGGGGCUUAAGCCACUGGCCUGAACGGAACUUCCUUCCUGGCUGGUCGGGACGAAAAAAAAAAAAAAAAAAAAAAAAGAAGAGGCUUUAAAUGGGGACUAUGUUGAGCUUUUAGUCGCUAUAUCAGCUUUCACAUCGUCCGACACAGAGGCUUUACACCGCGGGCAGCUUUUCUAAACAUCGACAUCAUGGUUUCUACGACUCACGCGCUGCUCAUUUGGGUGCUUUUCCUCUGCAGGCUGGAGGAAACGGUUCAGUCUCAGCGGGGACAUUGCACCGGGAAUCAGUGUUUUGCACUUGUCCAGGAGCACGGGGACUUUGAAGAAGCACAGAAAAGCUGCAAGAGCUCCGGUGGGUCAUUAAUGUUCAGCUCGGAACACGUAGAGAAGCUGUUGAAGAGCCCGCUCCGCGGUAGUUACUGGCUGAGGAACAGCACCGACGGUUCGGCGGAGAAACAUGCGGCGGGUGGCCAAACCUGCCGCUGCAUCUCCGCGACGGAGGUACGGAACUUCACGGUGUCGUGGAAGCCGUGCCUAGACGCUCUGGACGGAUUCCUGUGCCAGUUCGUCCCAUUCGAGCAGCCUUGCAGUGGCUUGCAUGCAGCCGGAGACGCGACGGUAAAGUACAUCUACACGCCUAUGGACUUGGAGCUGGACGAAUCGGAAACGUUCCCCCCGGGAACCAUCGCCGUGGCGAAAAAGUUCGACGGCAAAUACCCGGACUCGAAGCAUGUGUGCUUCGAGAGCGGUUGGCUGAAAGCUCCCUGGAUAUGCGAGGUGAUGGGGGGCGGCUGCGAGCACAAGUGCAGCUCGACGACACAAAGCUGCGAGUGUCCCGCGGGGGAAAUACUCCAACCCAACAACUUCACGUGCACUGACAGCCCGUACCAGUCAAACCCGUGCACGUCGAACCCGUGCACAGGUGAGGGCGAGGAGUGUGAAGUCACCCCGACAGGGUUCACUUGCACGUGCAAAGAGGGCUUCGUCCGCGAGGAUGGAGAGUGCGUGGACGUUACAAUCUGUGAAAAGUGUGAGCACCUGAUGUGUGACAAAUCCAAUGGCGUUUAUAAGUGCAAUUGCCGGAAUGGGUUCAGGGUUUCCUCCCAUGACCCCACAAAGUGUGAGAUGAACUGCACAGCGAUAGACUGUCUGGCCGAAUGCGUCUAUAGUAAUAACAGUGAGCCCCAGUGUUUCUGCCCCGAUGGCUACAUUCAAACCCAAAGCCCAAAUAGCAGUACACCCUUCUGCACUGACAUUGAUGAAUGUGAAAGUGGGGACUAUGAAUGUGAUCACCAGUGUGAAAAUGCAUUCGGUAGUUACAGGUGUUUGUGCAAUAAAGGGUUCAAGCUGGACCACAUUAACUAUAAUUGUGUACCGGAAGAAGAUGAAUAUGAUGGAUCAGGUUCAACUGCUCCAUACCCCUCACCGGCUAGCCCCCACCCAGACACGGUAGUACCCUCUUAUAUUAAGACCGGUAGCGUCAUGGGUAUCGCCGUGUUCGUGGCGCUGUGUGCGGUGCUGCUGUAUUUCCUGAUCCGAAACAUAGUCAAGCGUUGCGGCAAAUUUGAGCUUUCGUCCUUCAAACACCCAGAUAUCGAUAUUUUCUAUCUGCAGCAGGUGACCACCGAGACGUAUAAGAGGAUAUCCUUCGACAAACAGUUUAAAAAUGACUCACCGACGAUACUUUAAUCUCACAUUUUUAGUAGGCCGCUUUUCACCGUAUUUUCAUGGCACAUUUCGCUGUUUCCUUUCCUCAGAGACGUCAAAUAUGGGACUUUUUUUUUCUCCCAUAGGCAGUGUCCAUGGGAAACUGUUUAUUUAUCUAAAAAGCUGCAAUCUGUCAAAUACUGUAAAGUCAUAGCAACCCAGUGUGGACUUUAAAGGAAAACUGCUUUUUGCUUUUUGAAUGUGAAAUAGAUAUUUAUAUUGAAUUGUUGUUGGAAUUGUUAGGGAAGCUAUUAUUUUGUCUAUUUCUGCAACCAAAAGGUUGAUAAGGGGCCUCCUAAUCAGCCUUUUGGUUGCAGAAAUAGACGAAAUGGGGGCUCCCUAACAAUUGGGAAAGUUUUAGAGGGCUGCAACUAACAAUUGUUUUCAUUGCAGAUUCAUCUGUCAAUUGUUUUCUGGAUUCAUCGAUUAGUUUUUUGGUCUUUAAAAUGUCAGAAAAUGGUGCAAAAAUGUUGUUCUGUUUCCAAAAAGCCCAAGUUGAUGUUCUCCAAUGUCUCGUUUUGUCACACCUGAAAUGUUUACUGUCCCAGAGGAGUAAAGACAGUAGAAAAUAUCACAUUUUAAAAGCUGGACUAAAAAGUUACUGAAACCGACUUAUCAAUUAUCAAAAUAGUUGACAACUAAUCGACUAGGCUUUGCAGUUUUAUUAUAUUUAACAAAAAAAGAUGUUAUAUGUUAAAAAAAAGUAUCAUAGUAAAGGUACUUAAAUGCUACCAUGGUGACUUUUUCUUAUUAUAGACGCAGUCUCCUCAGACAAUUACAAAUCCAGCAAUAUAAACCAAUUUUUUUUUGUCUUUGAAAGACAAAAUUCUCUCCUAACAGCAGCAGCUUUGUGUUUGAUUGCACUGUGUUGCUGUCUAAUGACACUGUACUGCACUGCACAACUUCAUUUUGCAUUCCACUUUAUGUAUCACAAGUAUGCGAUAUAAUGAAUCUAACAUUCCACUUAUUGAUUGUAAUAUAGCCUAUACUGUAUUUGUGAUCAAGAGCGUAAUUUAAGGGGGGGGGGGACAGGGGACAUGUAGGCAGUAUUGGACAGCCCGUACAUUUUUUUUUCCUUCUAAACAGAACACAAAAAAAUGUUUUUUAAUUGAUGACCCAAGAGAAAUGUUACGUUACGUUGCUCGGUCAAAAUAACCACAUAUUGGUGUGGCUGAAUAACCCAAUGGAAAUAAUAUAAAUAACUCAACAAUUUUUUGGGGGGGUGGGGUUGUUUAGUGACCCAGUGGUUUUUAUGAUUAUGGAUACUGGGUCGGGGCUAGAUUGACCCAAAUUGUGAUAAAUUACUGAUUCUCCAGAAUGAAUGGAGUAAAUGAGAAUAAUCUGAAAACUGUAAACAAAAAUCGGUAUAAAAGUGCUAACAGUAUAAAGUGAAGCUUUGAGUGUCCAAGAGGAGAUUUAGAAAUCUUAAGUUUUAUAUUUGUUAUAAGCUUUUAUUAUU
Molecule: messenger RNA, 3232 nt
Organism: Perca flavescens (yellow perch)
Lineage: Eukaryota; Metazoa; Chordata; Actinopteri; Perciformes; Percidae
Product: thrombomodulin-like
Exons: 1
Coding region: 256-1755 (499 amino acids)
Molecular function (GO): calcium ion binding
Source: RefSeq, a predicted model, not a curated record